UAAUUCAUGCAGUUUCUCUUUGCCUGACUAGAAAAAGGAAAUCAGUCUACUGUCUUCUGGUAGAACAGGUUUAUUUAGCGAACAGAACAAUGCAAUCUACACUGGAUUUAACAACGGAAGAAACUGUUAAGAGAAAGACUGUUAAGAAGUACAAAAUAAUUUGCAUUGUUCUUCUCAUUUUGUUGGCGGCUGUGUCACUUGCAUUAGGCCUGGUGGCUGGACUCAGACGACAAGAAGAGCAAGGCAGCUGCAGAAAAAAAUGCUUUGAUGCUUCACAUAGAGGACUAGAGGGCUGCCGCUGUGAUGCGGGAUGUAAAGGCCGAGGCGACUGCUGCUGGGACUUUGAAGACACCUGUGUGCAAUCAACUCAAAUAUGGACAUGCAAUAAAUUUCGCUGUGGGGAGACCAGAUUGAAAUCCAGCCUUUGCUCUUGUUCAGAUGACUGUUUACAGAAGAAAGAUUGCUGUGCUGACUAUAAGAUUGUUUGCCAAGGAGAAACCUCAUGGGUGGAAGAAGGAUGCAGCACAGCCCAGCAGCCUCAGUGCCCAGAAGGGUUUGACCUGCCACCAGUUAUUUUGUUUUCCAUGGAUGGAUUUAGAGCUGAAUAUUUACAGACAUGGAGUACUCUAAUACCUAACAUCAAUAAACUGAAAACAUGUGGUGUUCAUUCACAAUACCUGAGACCUGCCUAUCCGACCAAAACCUUCCCAAAUCAUUAUACCAUUGUCACGGGGUUAUAUCCAGAAUCACAUGGCAUCAUUGACAAUAAUAUGUAUGAUAUAAACCUCAACAAGAAUUUUUCACUUUCUUCAAAGGAGAAAGAUAAUCCAGCUUGGUGGCAGGGGCAACCGAUCUGGCUGACAGCAAUGUAUCAAGGUUUAAAAGCUGGUACUUACUUUUGGCCAGGAUCGGAUGUGGCUAUAAAUGGCACCUAUCCUUCCAUAUAUAGGGUUUACAACAGAAGUGUCACAUAUGAAGAGAGGAUCUUUACACUGUUAAAGUGGCUGGACCUACCCAAAGCUGAAAGACCCAAUUUUUACACCAUAUACGUGGAGGAACCUGAUUCUGCAGGACACAGUUAUGGACCAGUCAGUGCUGGAGUAAUUCAAGCCUUACAGUUGGUAGAUAACACUUUUGGAUUGUUAAUGGAAGGCCUAAAGCAGAGAAACUUACUCAAUUGUGUCAAUAUAAUCCUUUUGGCUGACCACGGAAUGGAUCAGACCUAUUGUGACAAACUAGAAUAUAUGACUGAUUAUUUUUCCAGUAUAAACUUCUACAUGUUUGAAGGACCUGCCCCCCGCAUCAGGACUCGUAACAUACCUUACGAUUUUUUUACCUUUAAUUCUGAAGAAAUUGUUAGGAACCUCAGUUGCCGAAAACCCGAUCAGCAUUUCACACCCUAUUUGAGUCCUGAUUUGCCAAAACGCCUACAUUUUGCCAAACAUGUCAGAAUUGACAAAGUCAAUCUUUUGGUGGAUCGACAGUGGCUGGCUGUGAGGAGUAGAGCAUAUUCAAACUGUGGAGGAGGCACCCAUGGUUAUGACAACGAGUUUAAGAGCAUGGAGGCUAUCUUUUUGGCACAUGGACCCAGUUUUAAACAGAAGAUCGAAGUUGAACCAUUUGAAAAUAUUGAAGUCUAUAACUUAUUAUGUGAUCUGCUACACAUUCAACCAGCACCAAACAAUGGUACCCAUGGCAGUUUAAACCAUCUUCUGAAGGUGCCUUUUUAUGAACCAUCCCAUGCAGAGGAAUUGUCAAAGUUUUCUGUUUGCGGCUUUACUUCUCCAUUGCCCACAGAUACUCUAGCAUGUUCAUGCCCCAGACUACAAAGUAAUUCUGAUGUUGAACGCGUGAAUCAAAUGCUACAUCUCACCCAAGAUGAAAUAACAGCAACAGAGAAACUAAAUUUGCCAUUUGGGAGGCCCAGGCUGAUACAGAAGAACAAGGAGCCCUGUCUCCUUUAUCACAGGGAAUAUGUCAGUGGAUUUGACAAAACUCUCAGAAUGCCGCUUUGGAGUUCAUACACCGUCCCUAAACCCGGAGACACAUCGCCUCUUCCUCCCACUGUCCCAGACUGUCUGCGGGCUGAUGUCAGGGUGGCUCCUUCUGAGAGCCAGAAUUGUUCCUUCUCUUUAGCAGACAAGAAUAUCACCCACGGCUUCCUCUAUCCUCCUGCAAACAAUAGAACUUCCAAUAGUCAAUAUGAUGCUUUAAUUACAAGUAAUUUGGUCCCUAUGUAUGAAGCAUUCAAAACCAUGUGGAAUUACUUCCAUAGUGUUCUCCUUGUAAAAUAUGCCAUGGAAAGAAAUGGAGUCAAUGUGGUUAGUGGCCCAAUAUUUGAUUAUGAUUAUGAUGGUCAUUUUGAUGCUCCAGAUGAAAUUGCAGAUUAUGCAGUCAACACCAGUGUUCCCAUCCCAACACACUACUUUGUGGUGUUGACUAGUUGUAAAAAUCAGAGCCAAACCCCUGAUGCCUGCCCUGGGUGGUUGGACGUCUUACCCUUUGUCAUCCCUCACCGACCUACCAACGUGGAAAGUUGUCCCGAAAAUAAAGCAGAAUCUCUUUGGGUUGAAGAAAGAUUCAAUGCACAUACUGCCCGCGUGCGUGAUGUGGAACUUCUUACUGGACUUGACUUUUAUCAGGAUAAAGGACAGCCUGUCUCUGAAAUUUUGCAACUAAAGACGUAUUUACCCACAUUUGAAACCGUUAUUUAACUUAAUAUAUGAAACAACUUUGGCAAAUUGUGAAUUAUUUUUUCCUGUUGAAGACCAUAAAAUAACAUUUUCUAUUUUCCUUAACUCCUCUAAAAGCUGUAUUGUGUAAUUUUAAUUAUUCUUUUCUCUUUUUCAUUUCUGUAAAAAUAUGAUGUUUUAAAGUUACACAGUUUGCACAAACUGUGCUAUGUUAUUCCUUCCUUAUUAUCUAAUUUAUAAUCCUUGGCUAUCUUUUUCUUCCCAGCAUUAGCUAAAUAGAAAACAGAGUAUGAGAAGUAGGUCUCACUUUUGAACCGAAUCAAUUCUACAUCAUUUUUGUUAUAAAACUUUUUACACUGAGCAAUCAGGCAAUAUGUAUUAAAAUAAAAAAAAUACACAUUGCCUUCAUUCAAUAAUUUCAUUUGUAAAAGUGGUGCCAACAGAUAUACUUUGUACAAAUGCGUGAAAGUAUCAUCUUUUAUGAAGACAAGCGGUAGCGGUGGUUAAGUUGUUAAGCCAUGUCCAGCUCUUGUGACCUCAUGGAGAGUAGCCCGCCCGGCUCCUAUGUCCAUGAGAUUUCCCAGGCAAAAAUACUGGAGUGGCUUGCCAUUUCCUUCUGCAUACAAAGACCAGAAAAUAACCUGAAAGUCUUAUUGAGCAAAUUAUAUGCGUGCAUGCUAAGUCGCUUCAGUUGUGUCUGACUGUUUGCGAUGCUAUAGACCAGUCCAUCAGGCUCCUCUGUCCAUGGGAUUCUUCAGGCAAGAAUACUGGAGUGGGUUGCCAUUUGCUACUCCAGGGGAUCUUCCCAACCGAGGGACUGAACUCGCAACUCACGUUUCCUGCAUUUACAGGCGAGUUUUUUUUUUUUUUUUUUUUACCGUUAGCAUCACCUGGGAAGCCCAGGUGAGCAAAUGAUGGAGUUUAUUCCACACUCCAGUGGAAUGUGGUUCCACUGCUAUAAACAAAGAAGUUGGUCUAUAUAUUGAUGACAGUAUGGCUAUUGUUAAAUGAAGCUCAAAGAGUGGUAGAAUAGCAUGUAUAGUAUGCUAUCAUUUUUAAGGGACUGGCAAAACUUCUUUUUAAGUGAAAGUGUUAGUCUCUCAGUUGUGUCCGACUCUUUGCGAUCCCGUGGACUGUAGCCCACCAGGCUCCUCUGUCCAUGGGAUUCUUCAGGCAAGAAUACUGGAGUGGGUUGCCAUUUCCUUCUCCAGGGGAUCUCCCCAACCCAGGGGCUGAACUUGUGUCUCCUGCAUUGCAGUCAUAUUCUUCACUAUCUAAGCCAAUCUCUUUAAGCUGCGGCUGCUGCUGCUAAGUCGCUUCAGUCAUGUCCGACUCUGGGAGAGCUGGAUAAUAAAAGUUUUUAGGCCAUACAAUAUGUUGCAACUACUCACCUCUGUUAACACAUCAAGGAAAUAGUCAUAGAUGAUAUAUAAAAGGAAUUAGUUUAACUGUGUUUCACUAAAACUUUAUUUACAAAAACAGAUGCGGGCUAGAGUUGGUCCAUGGACUGCAAUUUGUCAACCCUUGAUUUAUGUCUUAAGCCAGGGUGACACAAAUUAAUACUGAGAGAUGGAGAUAAAAUUUUUAUUUUGUGCCCUUUGACAUUGCCAAAAAAAAAAAAACCAACACUUACUUCAUAUAUAUGUAUCUGUUUAGUUUUUCAAAAUGUGAAUUUUUAAAAUUUAUUUAUUUUUUAUUGAAAGAUAAUUACUUUACAGAAUUUUGCUGUUAAAUGUGAUUAUUAAGCAAAGAGAUCCCAGUACUCAUUUGGUGGGUAAUAGUAUUGGUCAAAUUUUAGAAUUUGCAGACUGACAAUGUUCCACUCUUUUCUGAUAUAUAUAUACCAGUUCAUCCAAGGGACACAGGCUUUGUUGGUGACAAAAAGUCUUGUGGCCUGAGUUUCAAAAAGUUAUUACUAUUACUAUUAUGACUUCAACUGAAUUAAUUACAGCUAAGUUAAACGCUAGCUUGGGGUCAUUGGAUUUUUAUUAACUCCACAUGAAGAGUUGGAUUUAAAAUGUACAAUACAGAGAGGCUGAUGAAAGACAAGAGAAAAGAUGGAAACUGUUUCCAGCUAUGUGUCAGUCAAAAAUGUUGAUGCCCUGUAUAUACACAGAGUUCCUCCCAUCAGUGGUCCCUGGCCCCACCGUGGCCUGUAAAAUCACAUACUUUUGCAAAAAGAUCGUGUAAUGUACUUUUUUUGGUAUCAUUAGCUCAUUAAAAAGAUAUGUAUGUGUAAAAUCAUUCUGAAGGAAAGACAAUGAGUUAACAAUUAACGGAAUUACAGGAGAUUUACAAUUGCUAAUUUAUAACUUUCAUUAUGUAGUCUGGUUUUUAUGUUUUUAUAAUGAACUUGUUUGUAAAAAUGUAAAAAAUACAGUUAGUUGCAUUUAAAGAAAUAUUUAUUUAGAAAGAAUUUGAAAGACAGAAAGGUUGUAAGAAUAGCAUAAAGAACUCUGUAUAACCUCCACCCACCUUUACUAAUUGUUAAUAUUCUCACUAUGUAUAUUUAUGGAUAGCUUUAAUUUUUACCCUGAACUUUCUGAGUGUACAUUGGAAUCAUCAUUCCCAUUUAUGCAGCAAAAGUUCAGGGUGUAUCUCCUAAGAUCAAGGACAUUGAUACAACCACAGUCAGGAAGUUUAAUGAUGAUACAAUAUCAUUUUUUAAUUUCCAGAUCAAAUCUAGUUUUUUUUUCUCACCUUCAGUUAUGUCCUUUAAAAUAUUUAUUUUCUGUGACCCCCCUCACCAAACAGAAUCAUGCAUUGCAUUAAGUUUUCUUUCCUCUUUGGUACAACAUUUCCUCAGCCCCUACCAGGUAAUGUUAACAUUUUGAAGAGUUGAUUUAUUUUGUAGGCUGUUCCUCAGUUUGGGUUUCUCUGAUAUUUUCUCAUAAUAUUUAGUAUUUUUGGCAAAUGCAACAUCAGUGAUGGGCUUCCCUGGUAGCUCAGCUGGUAAAGAAUCUGCCUGCAAUGUGGGAGACCUGGGUUCAAUCCCUGGACUGGGAAGGUCCCCUGGAAAAGGGAACAGCUACCCACUCUAGUAUUCUGGCCUGGAGAAUUCCAUGGACUGUAUAGGGUCACAAAGAGUUGGACACAACUGAGUGACUUCCACUUUUUUUACAUCAAUGAUAGAGUGUCCUCAGUGCCUCAUUUCUGGGAGCACAAGAUGUUCAACUUUGUCGUUACUACUGAUGCCAAAUUUGGUCCUGUGGUUAUGUUGGUGUUCACUAGGUUUUUCUUCUGCAAAGAGAGUGUUUACUCCUUGUAAAUUGGGAGAGUUAUUUGUGUUGAGAUAGCUGAGAACCUAAAAGUAUCCUGUUUCUCAUUAAAUUUUUACCUGUCUUUAGUAUCCAAUAAUAAUUCUUCCUUGAUUCAAUUUUUACUAUGACAGUUCCAAAGGGUGAUUUUAAAAACUGCCAUUAUUCCCCCUACAUUUAU
Dama dama (fallow deer) is the source of this 6131-nucleotide messenger RNA. It is a transcript of the gene ENPP3, whose product is annotated as ectonucleotide pyrophosphatase/phosphodiesterase 3. NCBI's taxonomy places the organism in Eukaryota, Metazoa, Chordata, Mammalia, Artiodactyla, Cervidae. Gene Ontology annotation, molecular function: nucleoside triphosphate diphosphatase activity; metal ion binding; nucleic acid binding. The record is from RefSeq and is a predicted model, not a curated record. Gene Ontology annotation, biological process: nucleoside triphosphate catabolic process. The coding region runs from base 90 to 2714 and encodes 874 amino acids. The transcript has 25 exons.